AGUCGAACGCUGAAGCGCGAGCUUCGUUCUAACCGGGGAUCUAGGGGAUUGAUUCGGACGCGCGCGCCUUUCAGUGUGUUCAUCAAUGGGACGUUUCCGGUGCUCGGGGUUUCUCUGUGACCCGUUCCGGAGUUUUUUUCUUUUUAAACUGAUCUGAUUACAGGCGGAUGAAGUGACCGGUGGAUUUUACCUGCGAGUGCGACACCCAAGAGAGAAAAUGCUGCCCAGGAUUCUGUUUCUUUGUUCCUUUAUAGCUUGUGCUAGUUUUCAUGAGGACGAGAGCCCCAAGGUUUCUUUUGGAGGAGCUUGUGAAACACUGUGCAUCUGUGAGGAGAAAGACGGAGUGUUGCAUAUAAACUGUGAGGAGAGACGCAUAAACAAGAUUUCUCAAGUCCAGGUACCUUCAGAUAGACCUUUCCACCUAAAUCUAUACAAAAAUGAUAUUGUGGAGCUGCUCCCAGAGGACAUGGAGGCUUUCAGAAAUGCAGUCACCCUGCAUCUGGGUGGUAACAGCAUACAAGAGCUAGUACCUGGAGUUUUCAGUGCACUGGGCUCCUUGAAGAAGUUGCACAUUAACAGUAAUUUCCUGGUGAUGUUGAAGGAAGAUACUUUUCACGGAUUGAUAAAUUUGGAGUACCUCCAGGCUGACACAAACUUUAUCCGAGUUGUGGAGCCUGGAGCUUUCAGCAAACUUGUCCAUCUCAAAGUCCUGAUCCUCAACGACAACUCCAUCGACUUCCUUCCCAACAACAUCUUCCGAUUUGUGCCGCUGACUCAUCUGGAUCUUCGUGGAAACAACCUGCAGACUCUGCCCUAUGUGGGCUUUCUGGAACACAUCGGCCGCAUUAUUGAGCUUCUGCUAGAAGACAACAAAUGGGUUUGUGACUGCCAGAACCUUCAUUUGAAGGUCUGGAUCGAGAACAUGCGAGCACAGUCGGCCAUUGGAGAAGUGGUUUGCAGCAGUCCCGAGCAUCUCAGGGGUAUUCCUCUGGCCAAAGUAAAGCGUGAUGUAUUGUGCCCAUCCCAUGCAGAUAUAAACUUUGAAGAACCUUCCAAGUCUCUGGACAUGGUUGUUACCCCUUCUACAAAGGUGCUCCAAAUACCAGACUCAAAAAAUGAUGUAAAGAUUCCCACACCGUCUCAUGUCCCAAAGACAUCCUGUGCACCACAGUGUUUUUGUCAUAACCAUCCUAACACUGGGUUCCUCAUGCACUGUGAGGAUCGGGGCAUCCAAAGAAUAUCGGAUCUUGGAAUUUUUCAGCAAAGCCCAAGUAAGCUUGUUCUAACUGGGAACAUGAUAGAGAGACUGCUAAAAUAUGAUUUCGUCACAUAUGACAGUUUGGAAUUGCUGAAUUUGGCGAACAACCAAAUAAACUAUUUGGACAAUGAAACUUUCCUCAGUUUGAGCAGUCUUAAAAAGCUGUACCUGAAUGGUAAUAGAAUAGAGAAGAUAACUGCAACUAUGUUUGUAGGCCUCCAUAAUCUGGAGUAUUUGUACUUAGAAUACAAUGCAAUCAGGGAGAUUGAGGCAGGCUCAUUUAACCCUUUGACAAACCUAAAGCUCCUGUUCUUGAACAACAACCAGCUCAGUGCUCUACCAGCACAAAUAUUUAGGAAUGUCCCCCUGGCCAAGUUGAAUUUAAGGAACAAUCUGUUCGUGCACCUGCAGGUCAGUAAUGUGUUGGAGCAGCUUGAAUUUCUGGAACAGAUUUAUCUUGAGGACAAUCCUUGGGAUUGUACUUGUGAUCUAGUCAGCAUGAAGCAAUGGUUGGAGAAGCUGAGAAAGGAAACAGCGGUAGGUUCCAUCUUGUGCCAGAGUCCCAAAAAGGUGCUUAAUUUUGAGGUCAGGAACCUAAAGCAUGAUGUUCUCUGCCCUGGUUUAGUCACCCAUAACUCUCUGCCUUCAAGUGAAUUAGGGGAUGUAACAACAGAAGCACCAGAUGGAGGCAUACACAGCUUUUUCCGAUCCUUAACGAAUGCAGUUCCUCUUUCUGUCCUCAUUCUCUGCCUUCUUAUUCUUUUCCUUACCAUCAUCUUCUGCUCUGCUGGGAUCAUUGUAUUUGUCUUGCAUCGCCGGCGCAGGGAUUCAAAGAAAAAGCAAAACGAAGAACAGCCUCGUGAGAACAGCCCGAUACACCUGCAUUACAGCAUGUAUGGCCAGAAAACAACUCACCACUUGGCAGAGAGGCAUGACACAAACAUGUAUGAUGAAGCUUCCCGAAGUCCAAUCAUUCAGGUUUGCAGGAACCCCAGCUAUUGUUCACAGCACAAAGACUAUGACACAGAGGAUUACGACGCAGAGAAACCAAAACGGUUUUGCCACAGCAUCAAGGAUAAAGAGAAUGGCUCCCCUCUUACAGGGUCAAUGAAGUACAAGGCAGUGUCCCACGAAUAUCCUGCUGAUUUUGUUUCUUUGGGUGACAAGGGAUCUUUGUACAAAAACAUCCUGGAGCGGGAGCGUGAACUCCAACAGCUUAGCAUCACAGAAUAUCUCAGGAAAAACAUCUCACAGUUACAGGACGUGCAAGUGCCCAGUCAUCAUCAAGAGCUCAAACUGAUGGAGACACUUGUCUACUCCAGGCCGAGGAAGGUUAUGGUGGAGCAGACUAAAAACGAGUACUUUGAACUGAAAGCUAAUCUACAUGCCGAACCUGAUUACUUAGAGGUACUUGAGCACCAGACAACUUUUAACUGAGAUGCAGCACACUGUAACACUUUACUAUCAUACCUGCUUCGAGAGAUAAUACCCAAAGUGCCUUGAUGAGUUUGAAGCAGACAUAAAGUCUUCAUGAACAUGGUCAUUUAGCAGGACACAGAGGAGUGGACGUUACUGAAAAGAAACCUUGACCUACUUUUCAUAAAUGUCAAAUGAGGUCAUUGGCUAGUCUAUUAAGUCUUGACAAUUUGCCAUAAAUAACAUGUGCCAUUUGUUAAACGCAGCCCCUUGCAGUCUGGUAAAAUAGGUCAAAAUUGGCAAAUUGUCACCUCGUAUACUCUUAAAAAUUUAAAGCCCUUUUUCAGCAUUUUUCCUUACUUCCUUUUGAGGGAGUCCUUAAAGAUUAAAUGUAAAUCCUACUAUUACUUUAAAGACAGAGUAAAGACAGUAGUUCACCUUGAUAUAAUAAUCAGCAUGAUCAUGGAUUAGAUUUUGACCAAUCAGUGUUUGCAGUUGCUUUUAGCUUCACCCCAUGUCCCAACAUGACUCACAUGGUAUCUUGGCAAGUAAGAAGGGUAACAAAAUGUAUUAAUGGUACAUCAAAUACAAUUUAAUUACAAAACAA
Clarias gariepinus (North African catfish) is the source of this 3281-nucleotide messenger RNA. It is a transcript of the gene slitrk6, whose product is annotated as SLIT and NTRK-like family, member 6. Gene Ontology annotation, molecular function: protein binding. Gene Ontology annotation, cellular component: membrane. The transcript is spliced from 2 exons. Gene Ontology annotation, biological process: axonogenesis; positive regulation of synapse assembly; regulation of presynapse assembly. The record is from RefSeq and is a predicted model, not a curated record. Bases 218 to 2695 code for a protein of 825 amino acids. Lineage: Eukaryota; Metazoa; Chordata; Actinopteri; Siluriformes; Clariidae.